GCGGGAGCGGCGGAGCACCGAGGAACUGGAGGACGGGGAGGUCGGCGAAGACGGCGAGAUACGCAGCUAGGAUACCAUCUUGGAUGGGAGCUUACAAAGCAGCUGCUAGAACGAGUCCCGGGAGUGGAAAGUUUUAAAGUUCGUGUAGUCAUGGAAUGGCAACUCAUGGAGAUCAAGCCAAGGCGGUCGCGCUCCAAGACUUUGCCGAACGAGAUGAGCGGCAGAGAGCUCUGGCAGCGUCGAUCCGCGGCUGUGGCGAUCUCGCGGAUGCGCGACUCCUCCACUCCCGCGUCCAGGCAACUCACUUCCGCCACGACAGGUACCUCUCCAAUCUCUUCAUCGAAGUCUAUGGCAAGAUUGGCAGUGUCGUGGACGCGAGACGAACUUUCGACUCCAUCUCUCAGCCCAAUGUAUUCUCCUGGAACAUGAUCAUCGGAGCUUACGCUAGAAAUGGGUUUCUGAAAGAAGCGAGGCGGGCCUUUGAUGCAAUGCCCCAGGCAUAUUCCAUCGUCGCGUCCACAGCCAUGGUGGCGGCAUAUGCCCAGACUGGGCAUCUGCACGAGGCUAAGGGAAUCUUUGACAAGAUGCCGGCCAAGACCGUGGUGACGUGGAAUGCCAUGGUUGCUGCAUUUGCGCAGAACGGUCGGAUUGUCGAGGCACGUCAGCUGUUUGAUUCGAUGGACGAGCGCGAUGUGGCCUCGUGGAACAGCAUGAUAGCAGCAUAUUCCCAGGCUGGGAAUCUUCGAGAGAGCAAGCGCAUGUUUUAUUCCAUGCCCGAGCGCAAUGCCACGUCGUGGAAUGCCAUGAUGUCGACAUAUUCUCGGGAAGGGGAUCUGGAAUCGACACACCGGAUCUUUAACGAGAUGCCAGAGCCCAACGUAGUGUCGUGGACAACGCUUGUCACGGCAUAUACCCAGAGAGGGGAUACCGCCAACGCGAGGGGAAUCUUUGACAAGAUGCCCCAGAGAGAUACCGUGACGUGGACGGCUAUGAUUCUCUCCCACGCUGACAACAGGGAAAUCGGCGAGGCCAAGAGAUUGUUUGACAAAAUGCCCGAGUGGAGCAAGAUCGUGUGGAACACGAUGAUGUGGGGAUUCGCCCACAAUGGGCUUCUGGACGAUGCAAAGAAGCUCUUUGAUUCGAUGCCAGUGCGCGACGCGGCGUCCUGGACGAUCGUGAUCGCGGCGCUGAGUCGUGUUGGGCGAUUGGCGGAGGCGAGGGCGCUGCUGGAUCGGAUGCCCAAUCGCCUGCCCAUGGCGUGGAAUGCUGUGAUUGCGGGAUACGUCGACUAUGGCGAGCUGCGGGAGGCGAGAGCGCUGUUUGAGAUGAUGGCCGAGGCGGAGAAGAGCGUCGUGACAUGGACGAUCAUGCUUACCGCAUUUACCCAAGGCGGGGAUCUGGAGUACGCGCGCGUAGUGUUCGAUUCCAUGCGAGAGAAGGAUCUGGUGGCAUGCAACGCGAUGAUCGCUGCGUAUGCGAGGUUCUCGAGAGUGAAUGAAGCGGAGGAUUUGUUUGAGAAAAUGCCAAGGAGGGAUCUUGUCUCGUGGACGGCAAUGGCCUCAGCAUUUGCCCAUGCGGGGCAAAUUUACUCCGCGUUGAGAUUCAUCCACGAGCUCAUGCCGGAGAGGGACGCCAUCACCUGGUGUUCGAUCAUCGCCUGCUGCUCGCAGAACGGGAUGGUCGAUCGUGCGAGGAGGAUUUUCGACGCGCUGCAGCUUGGAGCGGAGGAGCUGCCCCUGUGGAACGCGAUCAUCAACGCGUGCGCGCUCAAUGGCUGCUACCGCGACGCACUCGAGCUCGUCUGCUCGAUGCAAAUGGACGGGGUGGAGGCGGAGGAGAUGACGAUGGUGAGCGUGCUCAUGGCAUGCAGCCACGCCGGCUGGAUCAAAGCCGGCAGGGGUUACUUCCUGUCGAUGAUCGCAGACAGGGGCUUGUCGGCCAACCUGGAGCACUACUGCAUUGUGGUUGACAUGCUUGCUCGCGGAGGGCAGCUGAAACGCGCGGAGGAGCUACUGGAGACGAUGCCGUUUGAGCCGACUCGCGUCGCGUGGACGGCGUUCUUGGGCGCUUGCAAGAACCAUCGAAUGCGAUUGCGUGGAAGCACUGGAGAUGAGAUGAUCGAUCCAAAGCUUUUCUGGGCGGACGGGUCGUCGCCAUCGUCAGCGUCUGCGCGAGUUAGUUCGUCCGGGACUCUGGUUUUGCUGUCCGAAUUGCACAAGCCGGGACAAUAAGUUAUCCACAGAUCAGAUAGAACUGAACAAUCACUUUUUGGAGGAGGUGGGUCCAAUCGCUUGUGCAAACAAUAGUAGAUCUCUUCCUAUCCGGUACAGAGCUCUCGGAUCAAAUGGUCUCGAUCCUCUUCAAACCACUGGAUGGGAUAUCAAACAAAACAGAGGUUUUCUUCCUUUU
Molecule: messenger RNA, 2409 nt
Organism: Selaginella moellendorffii
Lineage: Eukaryota; Viridiplantae; Streptophyta; Lycopodiopsida; Selaginellales; Selaginellaceae
Product: pentatricopeptide repeat-containing protein At4g02750-like
Exons: 3
Coding region: 156-2231 (691 amino acids)
Molecular function (GO): protein binding
Source: RefSeq, a predicted model, not a curated record